AUGACCAAUGACGGAGCUAUCAAUCGCUUGCUAUAUGCAAUACUCAGUCAAAAAUGUCUCAAAGAUAUUGAUUGGAAUAAAGUAGCACAUGAUCCUAUUCUUUCUCAAGAAAUUACAAACGGUCACGCUGCUCGAAUGCGCUACUCUAGGUUCAAGAAACAAAUGGACAAUGCAACAUCGUUGCCCGUCAAUUCCAAGAAGACUGCUACUCCUCGACGUUCCAGGGUCGAGAAGAAAAAAUCCACCAAGCGAGAGCCCAAACUCAAAAUCCAGAGGGAUAUUCUCGAUAGCGCAAACCUCCCCUUUCACUUGAAGUAUGAUUCUCAGAACGCUCACACGCCCCUCUCCAUUAACAUAAGUGACAUGGAGACGAAUUAUAGCAACUCGUUCCCCAUACUAGAUGUCGCCAAGCGUGAGCCCGCCACACCCAUCACUCCCCAGUCAAGGAUGAAGACCGAGUCCGACUUCUAUAUUUCUCUCUCCACUCCAGCAGAGUCCUCCCGUCUCGCAACCCCUUCCUCAAUGAACUCACCCACGUCUCCAAGCAGUCCCAAGUUCCCUCCGCCUGGUGUUGUUAGUUUCAACAGUUCCAUGAGCAGCACGGCAAGUCUUGAUAAUCGUAUGACGAACACUUCAUUCUUUGGUCCGCCUCUUCACAGACAAGCUGGAUACAAGGAGUCCUUCGGGACUGCGUAUCGAGACGAGGAGCAGAGACAUUACUUUGAUCCUUGGGCUCAAAGUACCAGUGGGUUUGAUGCCACCAGUAUCGAGGACAUGCAUGGCACGUUGUUCAAGAGGGAAGAAAACUACGAUGACGGUUCUUAUGAAUUCUUCUCGAAGUAG
Botrytis porri is the source of this 843-nucleotide messenger RNA. RefSeq lists its product as uncharacterized. The record is from RefSeq and is a predicted model, not a curated record. The transcript is spliced from 2 exons. The coding region runs from base 1 to 843 and encodes 280 amino acids. Lineage: Eukaryota; Fungi; Ascomycota; Leotiomycetes; Helotiales; Sclerotiniaceae.